Messenger RNA from Dimorphilus gyrociliatus, 4379 nucleotides. The record is from the annotation of a GenBank genome assembly. NCBI's taxonomy places the organism in Eukaryota, Metazoa, Annelida, Polychaeta, Dinophilidae.
AAUAUCGAUUGCUUAGCAACAUAGCAACUUAUGCAAGAUGGCGGAAUUCUGAUCAGCCGCAGAAAAACAACAAAUAGUCGAUGACAGUUUCUAGCGGAUGACAGUCGAAUUUAAUAAAAAUAGAUUAAGGCUCUCUCACUGGAAAUGCGUCUUUGGAAUAUCUUAUGAAUGGAACAUUACUGUGUCAGAUUGUGGACUCUCGAAUUCAGUGACAUUUAAUGGCGGUGCAAGCCAAACUGGCACCGUUCCCUGCGAGGCACCAGAGUCACAGAAUUUAUCCGCAUUGCCGAUCUAGUUUGGCAGUAAGUAUGGAAGAAGAUGACUUAGCAAAAUUGCAAAGCGAUACAUAUAGCUACAAAUUGGAAAUACUUGAUCGAUUAUAUACGCAGGCAUUAACAAACGGAGGACACCUGCCUUUUAGAAAUUGUACUAAUGCAGCUGUCUACAGUAGUCUAUCAUCAGCUUUGUGCGACCCUCAAUCAGAUGUUAGGCAGAAAUGUAUAGAACUGAUAGAUCACACAUUAGCCCAACAAGAAAACGUGGAUUCAUGUAUGUCUGUUCUUAUGCAGAAGCUGAUACCAAAUAUAGGCGAUAGUAACAUCGCUAUUCGUAAAGCCGUAACUCAAACUUUAAAGCACUAUAUGUCAUUGACGUCCGACCUCCAGGAGCUGAUAUCGGCUAUCGUUAACUAUGGCUUAUCUAACCCGGACACUCAUAUUAGACGAGAGACAAUUAUAGCUCUACCGAUCAUCCUACACGACGACCAAUUCGCUCACGAAAACUUCUUUAAACUCGCUCAGUCGCUAUGUCAAUGUUUACGCGAACGCGACGCUGCUAUGAAAAGGGUCGUUCUGACGGCGCUAGGUCAUAUUAGAAAGUUGGUCGGAGACUCACAAUUUUCGGCCUACAUUAAACAAAUGCCCCACACGCAGCAAAGUUUUUAUUACGAAGCAGAGGGAGGGACAGGCGAUCAGGCUUGGAUAAAUUCUCAGUAUUCAAAUUUUUCGGCAGAUGAAGAUGAUGGGGAAGAAGAGGAAGAAGAAAAAUUGGAAUUUGGAGUAAUUCCUCAAUACAUAAUGACAAAAGUCUACAAUACAAAAAGUACUUCUAUCCGCCAAACUGGUAUGGAACAAUUGUUCGCCACUGUGUCAAAAUUGGAUGAUAUUGGCGUACACUGCCUGCAGCCUCACCUAAUGGGCUUCAUAUCUUUCCUGCAUAACAUGCUUGACGAUCCACAUUUUAAAUUAACUAUGUUAAUUUUGGAUACUAUAGGAUCGUUAGUGAACGUUUUGGGUCCAAAAGCACAACACUAUACUCGUUCGUUUGUAUUAGCUUUUACUAAACGAAUGCCGGAUGCUCUAAUGAAGAUUAGUAUUAUGAAGGGAUUUAUUACUCUUAUGCAUGCCCUUACUCCAAAAAUUGUAGUUCCUUUUUUGGCUGACAAUCUCCGACAUAAGAAUCAUAAAAUUAGACAGGAGACAUUAAAUGUGAUCAUUGCAACUGUAUUAAGAUUUCCUUCUAAUGAUCUAAACCUUGGAGGAAUUUGCCAAUUAAUCGCCCAUACUCUUGUUGAUCCAAAAAAGCAAGUUAGAUUAGCGUCUCUCGAGUGUUUUUCGUCAAUUGCCCAGAGCAUGGGAGCCGGAAGAAGAGAACCAUUAGCCAACGCCGUUGAUAGUGUUGAAUUGUCCAGUAAUGGCGAAGGCGCUUUGGCUGCUGUCCAAGCUCGUUUGGCUAGGCGGCUUUUACCAAAAAUCAAUACCAACGGAUUAGUUGAAUACGCUACGCCGUUGUCUAAUCGCAAUUCAUUUCAGGGUGUAGAUAUCGACUGGAUAGAACAAGCCAGCAGUAGCACAAAUUCGGCGCGUUCUAUGAGAUCGAUACCAACCGAUGUUGAAGUUGAGUCCGUAACUUCUUUCAGCGCUCGUUCGACACCUACUCCAGGAGAGAGUACUAACACACCUCGUCGUAUUAUCAGCGCCAAAUCAAAAUCCAAGUUACCAUGGAGUGCAAGUGAGGACGGAGAUCGUCUUAGUUUCUCUUCUUCUUGGCCUGACCCUCGAAUGUUUGAAGAAGCCAGAUCAAUAGCUUCAGCAAGUUCACAAACGGCUCAGACUCCUACUCCUACGCCGAGACGGGUUCUUGAUCCAAUACCCAUGUCGGCUGCCGAACAAGAAAGGGAAACACCAAUACCCACAAGAGCUAUAUUGGCCAGAUCAAAUUCUACUAAGAAUGGACGUCUUCCAUCGGCGGCGAGGAGACCUCCAUCAGGUAGAUCACCUAAUGCAGAUGCUGAAAAAGAGUCGGUUAUUAGUGGAGAGGAUGAGGAUGAAAUGAUGAGGUCAUUGACCGGCAUUCGGAACAGCGCUUCCAUGAAAAAAGCUGAAAAACAUAAUAGACCAGCGCCUAUUAUGACCAAUCAUCCUUCUGGCAAUCCACCUCAAGGGCCCUCAACUCCCACAUUCUCACCUCACGGAGGUGUUACUUUUAAUAUGAAUAGUGAUUUUAUGGCCAGUAUUAAAGGGACGGGUAUCGGUUUGAAUAACGAAAUUACAGAAAGUACGACUAGCGUGACAUCUCGCACGCCAAUUGCCCGAAAACCUGUUCAUAGGGCUCGAGAUUCAACUGCAGGAAUAAGUAGUUCAGAACAAGCUGAUUCAGCAGCUCUGAACAACAUAGCCUUACAAGGUAAAGGGGUCUUUGAACCUGACAAGAAUGAAUUAGAAGAAAUAGUUAAACCUUCAAAAUCAACACAUCCUGGUAGGGAUAGACGUCGAGUAACAAAACAACCUAAGGCUCAACCACCUUCUCCUGCUUUAAGAAAAAAGAACUCUACCGUAAGACAAGAUUCCCAAGAUAAAGCUGAAGGCGCAGAUUGCUCAUCACAUGAAGACGAUGAAUUGUCUCUUAAACCCUUUACGUCAUCAUCUUCUCCUCAUCAAUUAGUGGACAUGGCCUUAGGUAAACUAGAAAGCUCGGAAUGGGAGAGGAAAACAGAAGGAAUAAGAGAUUUUAGGCGAAUUGCUCGAUUUCACACAGAUUGUUUAAAAUUUAAGACGCACCAAAUUUCCUUGGGUAUAUGUGCUGAAGCAAAAAAUCUAAGAUCUCAAGUUGCCAGAUCAGCAGUUUUUUGUCUAAAAGAUUUAUUUUCGAACGCCCCUAAGUGUAUGGAUGCUGAAAUGGAUUUUUGUACUAAAACCUUACUUUUGAAAUAUGCGGAAUCGAAUCAAUUUAUAAAGAACGCUGUUGUUGAGGCUCUGGAUGCCAUCGUCGACAAUACCCAGAACCAUCUGCGCUGUGCCAACGCCCUAAUAGGAUUUGGAAUGCAGCAUAAGAAUCCGGUUAUUAGGGGUGUUACUGCGAGGUCUUUGCUAAAUUUAGUAAGACGGGCCGGAGUUUCCAAAAUAUUUGAAAAAUCUGAACUAUGUGAGCGUCUCCUUAAUGCAACAGUCCACAUGCUACAAGAUGGCGCUAGUGAUACAAGAACUCAAGCGGCGCAAAUAGUGCAUUUCCUAGCCGAUCACGAUAUGUUCGAAAGAAUGCUCAAUAAGUAUGUACCUGAUGAUCGCUUAAAAGCUGUUCGAGGGAGGAUAGAUAAAUAUAAGGCGCGUGUUCCUGAAUCGAUGUCUGAACCAGCUAGUGCUGCGUCAUCGGCCAAACGAAGCAGGUCGGUGACGUCGUCUAACAGAAGUCAAGGCCAGCAAUUGACUUCUGAUGAAUUAAAAGCGCUAACAUCGCAGUUGGCUGCAUCAGACUGGAGGGAGAGGCAGGAAGGUCUGGAAAAAGUUUUGAAUUUGGCUAGAAAUCGACCAGCUUCCAUCGGCGUUCAUAUGACCAGGGUUCUCGACAAACUAGCGUCGUGUGCAAGGGACAGCAAUUCUAAAGUCACGCUUUACACUUUGAACACUCUGCCCGAACUCGUCGAACUGCUCAACGAAUAUAUGUCGAUGUCACCAGCCGGCCAAUUAAGUCAGUUAGUCGGGGCUAUUACUUUAGGUAUGGCUAGCAAACAGAGAGAGACUCGACGGGCGGCGACCAAUGCAUUAGAUGCUGUUAUGAAUUUAGACGCCGCUCAAUUAUUACAGCCGUUUGUGAAUCAAGCUCAGGGGGCUAAUUCCAGACUUAAACCGGAUCUUGUCGAUAGAGUCGCAUAUCUUGUAUCUGAGGUUUACAACAAAAAACCGAAAGCAGUAACCCUUCACGCUGUUCCCUUAUUAUGGCACACUUUUGGUGUCAUGCCGUCCCCUCUAACAUCUACGUCCCCCAUCGUCCAAGCAGGAAAAAAAUUGGCUAUGGUUCUUUACAAAUUCAUGGGAGACGGUCUGUACGACGCUGCACCCAAUAGAUUUACAUCCACCCUGGCCGAUAUCUUGUAUAAUUGA